GAACACCUCUCUGUCAGUCACAACAACCUGACUACCCUCCACGGAGAAUUCUCCAGCCUCCCUUGCCUGCGGGCCAUCGUCGCUCGGGCAAAUGCGCUGAAAAAUUCUGGGAUUCCUUAUGAAAUCUUCCAGCUGGAUGAUCUCUCGGUCCUGGACCUCAGCUACAACCAGCUGACGGAGUGUCCCCGGGAGCUGGAGAACUCCAAGAAUAUCCUUGUGCUCAACCUCAAACAUAACAGCAUAGACAGCAUCCCCAACCAGCUCUUCAUCAACCUGACCGACCUGCUUUACCUGGAUUUGAGUGACAACAAGCUGGAGAGCCUCCCCCCCCAAAUGAGGCGCCUGGUGCACCUGCAGACUUUGCUCCUGAAUAACAACCCUCUGAUGCACGCCCAGCUCAGACAACUUCCCACCAUGACGGCUCUGCAGACGCUGCACCUCCGGAACACGCAGAGGACGCAGACUAACCUGCCGACGAGUUUAGACGGCCUCAGCAGCCUGGCAGUUCUUGUUUUCUCCGUCCGUCCGUCCAUCCGUCCCGUCCCCAAAGUGGAUUUGAUCAAACUGUUGUUUCUGCAAUUUCAACGCAGGCUUUACCGUGUUUAUGGAAAGAAGAAUAUCAAAUUGGAACCAGUUCCUCUGAAAGCAACCGCUUUAGAUCCUCGUUUUGUCUUCCUCUUGGAUCACGGCCUUGAGAUCUACAUCUGGAGGGGCAGCCAGGCUACUCUCAAUGGUACCACCAAGGCCAGGUGAGUGCCAAAAGAAGGGCGUGGCCCAGCUGCUCUCUGAAACAUCUGGAGGAGUUUAGAAGUCUUCAAAUCCAAAUUCAAGAACUGGGACGACGUCCUGAAGGUGGACUACACCCGCAACGCCGAGGCCGUCCAUCAGCCUGGUGGCCUCUCAGGAAAAGUGCAGAAGGAUGCUGAGAAGAAGGACCAGCUCAAGGCCGACCUGACUGCCCUGUUUCUUCCACGCCAGCCCCCGAUGCCUCUGAGCGAGGCAGAGCAGCUCAUGGAAGAAUGGAACGAAGAUCUGGACGGCAUGGAAGGGUUCGUCCUGGAGAACAAGAAAUUCACCAGGCUGCCUGAAGAGGAAUUUGGCCACUUCUACACCCAGGAUUGCUACGUCUUUCUCUGCCGAUACUGGAUCCCUGUGGAGACGGAGGAAGAUGAGGAGGAGAAGAAGAAGAAGAAGAGAGAGGAAGGGAGCGCUGAAGGAGAGGAGAAGGACGAGGAGGAGGAGAUGGAAGAAGAAGAGAAGCAGCCAGAAGAAGACUUCCAGUGUGUGGUUUAUUUCUGGCAGGGCCGUGAGGCCUCCAACAUGGGGUGGCUGACCUUCACUUUCAGCCUCCAGAAGAAAUUUGAGAACCUUUUCCCAGGCAAGCUGGAGGUUGUGCGCAUGACUCAGCAGCAGGAGAACCCCAAGUUCCUCUCCCACUUCAAGAGGAAAUUCAUCGUCCACAAGGGGAAGAGGAAAGCCAGGGAUGACAACCUCCAGCCCAGCCUCUACCACAUCCGCACCAACGGCAGCGCGCUCUGUACCCGGUUCCCUUCGAGAGUUCCGACAAUCAGGGAAUCGUCUACACCUGGGUCGGCCGAGCUGCCAAUCCCGAUGAAGCCAAGCUGGCCGAAGAUGUCAUGAACCACAUGUUUGACGACUCGUACAGUAAACAGGUGAUCAAUGAGGGAGAAGAACCAGAGAAUUUCUUUUGGGUGGGGAUUGGAGCCCAGAAACCUUACGACGGAGAUGCCGAAUACAUGAACUUCUCCCGUCUUUUCAGGUGCUCCAACGAGAAGGGCUACUUCGCGGUCUCGGAAAAAUGCUCCGAUUUCUGCCAGGAUGACCUGGCCGACGAUGACAUCAUGUUGCUGGACAACGGCUGCGAGGUCUACAUGUGGGUGGGGACGCAGACCAGCCAGGUGGAAAUCAAGUUGAGCCUCAAAGCUUGCCAGGUCUACAUCCAGCACAUGCGGUCCAAGGACGCCAGCCGACCCCGGAAGCUCCGCCUGGUGCGCAAAGGCAACGAGCCGCUUCCCUUCACUCGCUGCUUCCACGCCUGGAGCGUUUUCCGGAAGCCGCCAGCUUAACGGCGCCAAACCUCAGACCUCGCCUGCCACCCGCGGUGGCCCCCCCCUCCACGGGGGACUCCCCAACGGAUGGACUUUGUAGUCUUCUGCCAGCGCUGGGUGGACCAUCCCCGCCCUUCACUGCAACGCGCUUCUCUUCCGGCUGCGGAUGGGAGGAAUGGUUACUCAGAGAGUGGGGGGAGCCGCCUUGCUUACCCCCCCCCAAAUCCCCCUCUCCCUGCUGCUUCCGUUCCCAAGGCCCCUCCCGCCUCCUUUGAGGGUCAUUCAGACUUUGCCUGGCUCCCUCUUAGCCAUCGUCAAGAGGGGAGAAAUCUUGGCUUUCCUCCCCC
This is a messenger RNA of Thamnophis sirtalis, 2416 nucleotides long. Lineage: Eukaryota; Metazoa; Chordata; Lepidosauria; Squamata; Natricidae. The record is from RefSeq and is a predicted model, not a curated record.